Molecule: messenger RNA, 1434 nt
Organism: Uloborus diversus
Lineage: Eukaryota; Metazoa; Arthropoda; Arachnida; Araneae; Uloboridae
Product: zinc finger protein 135-like
Exons: 2
Coding region: 310-927 (205 amino acids)
Biological process (GO): regulation of transcription by RNA polymerase II
Cellular component (GO): nucleus
Molecular function (GO): RNA polymerase II cis-regulatory region sequence-specific DNA binding; DNA-binding transcription factor activity, RNA polymerase II-specific
Source: RefSeq, a predicted model, not a curated record
UCUUGUGAACAUUGCAAAAAGGCAUUUUCUGUUAAUUCAAGCUUGAAAUUACAUUUGAGGACACACACUAACGAAAAACCAUAUUCUUGUGAGUAUUGUCAGAAGACAUUUUCCUUUAGUUCAAAUUUGAAAACACAUUUAAGGACACACACAAAUGAAAAACCAUAUACUUGUGAGUAUUGUAAAAAGGCAUUUUCUAAUACUUCAAGUUUGAAAUCACAUUUGAGGAUACACACUAAUGAAAAACCGUAUUCUUGUGAAUAUUGUAAAAAGACAUUUUCUCAUAGUUUUUCUUUCAAAAAGCAUUUGAUGAUGCAUACUAAUGAAAAACCAUAUUCUUGUUAUCAUUGUAAAAAGGCAUUUUCUGUUAGUUCGGUUUUGAAAGUACAUAUGAGGAUACACACUAAUGAAAAACCAUAUUCCUGUGAAUAUUGUAAAAAGACAUUUUCUUUUAAUUCAAAUUUGAAAUCUCAUUUGAGGACACACACUAAUGAGAAACCAUAUUCAUGUAAUCAGUGUAAUAAGACAUUCUCUCAGAGUUCCAGUUUAAAAUCACAUUUGAGGAAUGAAAAACCAUAUUCUUGUCAGUAUUGUAAAAUGGCAUUUUCUGAAAGUUCUACUUUGAAAAAGCAUUUGAGGACACACACAAAUGAAAAACCAUAUUCCUGUGAGUAUUGUAAAAAGACAUUUUCUCAGGUGGCAAAUAUGAAAAUGCAUUUGAGGAUACACACUAAUGAGAAACCAUAUUCUUGUGGUCAGUGUAACAAGACAUUCUCUCAGAGUUCACAUUUAAAAAUUCAUUUGAGGACUCACACAAAGGAAAAACCAUAUUCUUGUGAGUAUUGUAAAACAACAUUUGCUCAUAGUUCAAGUUUGAAAAAACAUUUGAGGAUUCAUACUGAAGAAGAACCAUACUCUUCUCAUUAGUGCUGGACGAUGUUGCAGAUUUGAACAUUGCGAUACAUCGGCAGUGAAAUAUUGCGAUAUUCCACUACAUUGCAAUGUUUUGGUAUAUUUUCUUUUACUUAAAUCAGGUGUGUCCUUGGCAGGUGAGGGAAAGGUCAUUGUUCAUGCUGCUCUAAUGAACUUUUUUAGAGGUGUUUCUUUUUUUUUUUUAUUCUUAGUAGUUUCGGUUGGGGGAGGGGGGGAACCCUCCUGAAUAAAUAUAAAUUCAAGAUAUUGUCACUGAAAAUCAUUUCUCUAACACCAGUAACAAUUUAUUUCGUAUGUUUUUUUUUUUUGGAGAAGUUGCCCCCCUCCACUUGUCCUCCCCUAAUUAUUAUGAAAUAACAGGUGUGUGAGAUGAUUAUCAACUGAACCUUAUGUUUUUGAUUGAAUGAAUCAAGUUUGAAUCUGUAACUGCAAACAAAUUGAAAAUACAAUUAUUUUAAACAAUAAAAUAGUAUAGAUUGUUAAUUCACAUUAGCCUGAUGA